UUGACAAGAUAUCGUUGCAGGUUCAAUCCCUACGAUAGAGCUCCAUUUCGAGCACUUCAAAUCGGUGAUGAGUCGGAAAGCUGUGCUCGCCAUGCGCUGACCUACUAUCGAGCUUAUGUAGCCUUUUCACGGAUCUGUCAUUCUCCUCAGAACGCUACAACGAUCUCUCUCCGACCAGGAACUGUGAUCUUCCUCGACAACUUCAGAAUAUUCCAUGCAAGGACUAGUUUCAAGGUAUUCCAUGCUCCUUUUUCCAUUAUGUUUUCAUUUCCUUGA
Molecule: messenger RNA, 276 nt
Organism: Haemonchus placei
Lineage: Eukaryota; Metazoa; Nematoda; Chromadorea; Rhabditida; Trichostrongylidae
Source: the annotation of a GenBank genome assembly